CGCCCCGGCCAAGUCAGUCAAAAUGGUCAACGUUCCGAAAACCCGCCGGACCUUCUGCAAGGGCAAGGAGUGCAAGAAGCACACCCAGCACAAGGUCACCCAGUACAAGGCUGGCAAGGCCUCCCUGUUCGCCCAGGGUAAGCGCCGUUACGACCGGAAGCAGAGCGGUUAUGGUGGUCAGACCAAGCCCGUCUUCCACAAGAAGGCCAAGACUACCAAGAAGAUCGUCUUGCGUCUUGAGUGCACUGCUUGCAAGCAGAAGAAGCAGCUCUCUUUGAAGCGUUGCAAGCACUUCGAGCUUGGUGGUGACAAGAAGACCAAGGGUGCUGCUCUUGUUUUCUAAAUUUGCGAUUUCCUUGUUCGGCUCUGGGUUUCCUGCAUUGCACAGGCCGCUUCUCCCGCGGUGGGGCACAUGACAUUGGGCAAUGGGAAAAUGAAUAGGACUUCAUAUUCAGAAAAAAAAAGAAUAUAUGACUCCUAGUUGAUGAGUCUCUUCAUGAAUUAAUCCCCGUUAUGACAAGUAGAAUGUCGCAAGAUACCUUCCUUCACUGUGCCCGUGUAAGCUACCAAGCUUUACGCCGUACCAGCUGGAUCAUCGUAUGACUUUAGUCUUCCGUACCGCAAGUGUUAAUGCUGUGGCGAUCGCAUUGUUCUCUCAGCCUUGUUGAAUGGCAGUGUGUUGCAGUAUUUCAUGUAGUCUCCACACACCCGGCUAUCAAGCCAAGCUCCAAAUCUGCUAUCAAUAGCAGUGGGACGUCAACCGAAUCAACCCUUGCCCACCAGGCACAAAUGCCCUAUGCCAAGCCUUCUUUCAGACUUUGUUUUGUACGCAAGGUUUCC
Aspergillus pseudonomiae is the source of this 840-nucleotide messenger RNA. RefSeq names its product 60S ribosomal protein eL42. Gene Ontology annotation, molecular function: structural constituent of ribosome. The record is from RefSeq and is a predicted model, not a curated record. Gene Ontology annotation, biological process: translation. The coding region runs from base 23 to 343 and encodes 106 amino acids. The transcript is spliced from 4 exons. Gene Ontology annotation, cellular component: ribosome; cytosolic large ribosomal subunit. Lineage: Eukaryota; Fungi; Ascomycota; Eurotiomycetes; Eurotiales; Aspergillaceae.